Molecule: messenger RNA, 2262 nt
Organism: Rhopilema esculentum
Lineage: Eukaryota; Metazoa; Cnidaria; Scyphozoa; Rhizostomeae; Rhizostomatidae
Source: RefSeq, a predicted model, not a curated record
ACAAAACGGUUUAAAUAUGGUGUACGGUCUUCACAAUCUGAGUCACAAAAUGAAUUUGAAAAAGAAAAACCAUGAACAUUUACUAGAAUAUGCUUAUUAAACUAGUAUUUGUUUUUCUUCAUUUAUUUUUUUUUGCAUCUCAUGAUAUUACAAUGCUAUGUUUCCUAAUUUUGUGCUUCCAACAAAGAUAUGCUUUUUUCGCAUUGGACAAUAUUUUCUUUGCUACUUUGAACAAGAAUUAUUUAAAAUAAAACAUCCGAGUAAGAUAGACAGUUUUAAAUAUCAAACUUUUAUUUUUUCAUGCGCCUUUAUAUAGCUUUCGCGUUUCUUCUAUGCUGAAUACCAAUUUUCGCACUGCUUCAUGGGAUACGUUGUCGUUGGCUGGAUGCGCUGAUUGAGCUUUCUGAAAAACGGUCUAAUUUUCUGAGCAUUUUGGGUAGACUUUAGAACCCCGUUGUAAGGAAUUGCUACUCGAAUUCAUCUCACCGGCCUAUCUCAUCUGAGUACAAAAAUCUGCCUUCUUUGGGGGCACAUCGGAUAUAUAUCGGCCCUUCUUUUCUGUUAAUAGCUUUCACAUAGCAUUCAAAUACUAAGCACUAAGAUUUGCAAUCUUCUUAAUUUCUAGUUUUUACAACUCCUCUCUUUUGUUAAAAAUUUUUCAACGCCUUUUCUCUCUCUUUUUAGCUAUGAACUUUCGCAACCGAACACCGUAAGAAAUUCUAUUGACAACAAAAGCAAUUGAGUAGCCACGCCCAUACCAGACUAGUUAUCGAAGUCUUCAAGGCUGACUAAUGAACAUAUUUUCUGGUUUUAGGCGUGACGCUUCUUUCUUAUCACUUGCCAUGUCUGACAUUCUUUUUAAUUGAUUCAUUUCUGAUAAAUACCCAUUGACCCAUGUCAAAGUCAUUUCUAGAGAAGGAUUACGACUGUCAUGACCAACACAAAUUGUGACACGCUUUUGUACAGAUAAUGGUUUGCCGACAAUUCUUUAAUCCAUCACUGAAUUUUCUCAAAAUGGAUUUUUUUCAAAACAAUAAUACAAUUUUGGUAUACCUGCAUUGGAUUCCCAAGAGACCGGUGUUUCUAUUCCGCCACCCGCCAUUUAGUCGUUAACCUUAUAUCUUGUCUCUUGAGAUUUAAGGCACUAUUAUCUACUUGAAUAAAUAAAAGUACAUUAAACUCACAUACUUUCCCUUUAGUCCAGAUUGAAAAUUAUUUUCGAGAACUAUCUUUUACUUCUUUUUUAACUAUUUUUCCAAUUUUCAUUAGGUAAGAGUAAAUUAUUCAGCUUUGUUUCAAAUAUUCUCUGUGCUGUUUUUUUUGUAGAUAUUGUCUUUCAAACUUUUUUCAGCUUGCAUGAAAAGAUAUGAUAACAUCUAAUGCUAUGAUGUUGCAGAAUUUAUAGAGUAUUUUGCUGAAAAAAGCUGGUUGUUGGUUCUAUAGCUGUGCGGGUCAAAGAUCACACUCAAUUGCUUGCUGAUCCACUUCGAAUGAAACGAGGCCUGGAGCCGGGUUCUUUCUGCAUUCUUUUCAAUAAACUACAGCAGAUCUGGGUAUCUUUUUGCAGAAAAAUGUGGAUAAACAGUCUUGUAAAUUGUUAUGUUAGUUCUACAAUACAAUAAAGAAGACCCGAUGUUAUUUCUUUCGUGGCCUAAAGGAAUCUAAGUAGGAUAAAGUUCGACUUCGGUGUAGCAUUAUCAUAUUUGUUAAAAGUGGAAUGAGGUUUUCCUUAGGAGGAAUUAAUUUUAUCUGGAAAUGAGGAAGAAACAAAAUGUUAGAAACGUCGGAUUCGUUCUUACUGCAAGAGCUCUGCUAAAAUUGGCAUUGAUUUGCGCAAUGGCGAUCGGAGUGUUAUGCUCGCACUGGGACCAUCACCAUGAGCAUGACUUUGAGCAUCACGAUGGCCAGUACCAUGAACGAUUUGAUGAAGCAGCGAUCAGAAAUGAGGACGAGCGGCAUUAUCAUCAAGAAGAAUAUGCCGAGUAUGCCACAAGGUACGCUGAAACUACGAGGGAGCAUCGCCAUGACCAUUACGAGGCUAUGAGGCGGAGUGAAGAACAACUACAUGAGAGGCACGAAACACACAGAGAAAACCACUGGAAUUCACGUGCCUUUAUACCUAAAAAUGCAAAAAGCCGUGUCUUGGAUGCAAGAAGAGCCAACAGAUUUUUAAAGAUUCGGAGAUUCGUUCGGUAGCGAUGAAUUACGUCGCCUGAUCGUUUUUUAAAACUUUUUAUGCUGUUAAAGUCAUCAACGUCAAUU